UUUCUUUUUUUUUUUUUUUUUUACAGAAGCAGCCUACUUCUGUAGCAUUUUAGAGAGGGAUGCAAUAAGGACUCCAUCAGAUCAUAUUUCAAAUACUCAAUUAUUCAUCUGAUGGUAGAAUCUCCACGCUUGCUUCCUGUAUCUAUAUUUUAGUUUACUUAAAAGAAAUUUCAGUACUAUGAAUGUCUGGUCAGGUGAGACAGACGUGUACUACAGCCUCCUUCCAAGCCUCAGAGAAGACGAGCAGUAGCAAUACAGGAGAAACAUGAAAAGAUCAAGAGACAAAUCACUCGACCCACUGGCACAUCAAAAAAUACCAACUACAUUGAUCUUACAGUACCAUGCAAUAUGGGGAGGAAGGUUUUCCCCAAAUGGAGAACAAGCAGAUUAGGGAGCCAGACAACGAUUUAACUUACUUUUAAAGACAAAGAACUCAGACAAAUGGAUAACCCUCAGGCAGCAGCAUGCGCUGCAGAGUGUGCAAACAGUUCGUUCCCUGAAGGAUCGGGAUUUGCGGCACAUCAUAGUUCUCUUUUUUCAUUCUCAUCUGGAGACCUUCCUGCACCUUUUCCAUUUGUAGACUGGUUUCAGAAAAGAUCACACGUGAACAUAUACUGCAUGAUUUAUCACAUGCGUGGCGGUGCAUUUAUACUGUUAGAUUAACUCUGCAACAACUGCUGUAAAUAAGCUUUAGCUUUUGAAUUAACCUAAAGCCUGAGCAUAGCAACACAUCUUACAUAUCCACAAGCUGCACAAAGCUUGUGGAGGCUCUCGGUGCCAACCAGCUCUGUGGGUUAACUAUGGGAGAGACACGUACCACAGAAAUAUCUUGCAAAACACGGUCUGUAGGACCCCUUGCAAUCCCAUGCAGCCUGUCUGGGCUGGCCUCGUUUUGUUUCUCAUUCAUCUUCCUUUCUUUAAAAGAUGGAAAAGUGGCACAUCUUGCCCCCCAGGGUAAGAAAUAUGCCUCUGGUUGGCCACCAGUGACCCGGUCACUGACCAGACAGUGCCCAAACUUCAUCCCCAGCAACAGUGGCUUGCGACACGAAGGCAUCAUGUGGCGAUCGUUGCUGGGGAAACUGCAUCUCCCACGGACACGUGGAAGUCCCCCGCCGUCCCAGGGAAGCACUGAUGAAUCACAUUUCCUUCUUCAUCCUCAAGUAAAGGUGGCUGGAGAGCAGCUCCGCAUCAAGGCCGCCAUGUGAGAUUUACAGCUGCUUGCAGUUCAGCACGCCUCUGGGCAACCUUUUAGGAGCAAAACCCAACCAAUAAAGAAGGUAAAUACCAGCUUUGCUGGGACUCCGCCUGGCUACCAUCAGCCGCUCUUGCACAAGUGACUCUGGGAGCUGUUUCAGCAGCACAUUUUUGCCUCUGGCGUGUAAAGUUCAAGUGGUGCUGUCUUGUUAAACAUUGUUCCCUUCUUCUAAGGGAUGUUCUUACACCCUCAGCCACAGAGGACUGACUUUGCCUGACUUACGAAAGCUAAAAUGUAGUAAAUACCUUGUUGUAAAGAAUUUUAUAGAUUUUCACCCCAGGGAAGGCAUUUUGACUAGCUGUAUUUCAAUGAGACAUUUAAAAAAACAGGCUUGUGUGCAUUUUUUUAAAUUGCUGUCAUUACCAUCUACGCAACAGGUAGUGAAAGCUGAUGCUGCGGAGACUUGGUUUGUACUUUUUGACAUAAGACUGGCAGAAAAAUUGGCAGUUAUCAUGUUGAUCAUGUUUAAAUCCACACCCUUGUACUGUGAUUCAGCAAAUUCCCAGAGUAACCCUGGUCUGAAACCCGGGUUCCUCCUUGUUCUGUCCUGCUGGGGGUGGAUUUCCCCUAGAGAAGCCAAUGAACAAAAGCUCAUUUAUUUCUGUAGGUGGUGAGGAGGAAACUGUCCACUAUCUCCCCACCUCUUCCUGCAAAAUGUUGGCUCUCUUUUGCACCGAUCACUUCAGGUCACGAAUGAAAAUGGAAGCGAGCAGCAGCGGAGCUGGGGUAUAGAAAUUGUUGUUUCGAAUGGCACUCCCUGGCUCUGCUCCACGCUUCAUAAAUAAUAGCUCUCACCUCAUUUUGGCUACAAAGAGAAGCAAAAGCAAGCUGCCUCUGUCUUCAGCAAACCUAAGGUGCUCUCUUGGAGAGGUAGGACUGAGAACUCUGUUCUUAGCUGACAUUAUCGAGGAAAUACGCUCGCUUUCUUUUUUCGGCUGCAGGUUUUUUUGCCACAGUUGCGGCAGCAUCUUGAUGGGGAAGCUGAUCUCCAAAGGCCAGCCCAAAAGAGAUGCUCGAGUUGUCAUGCUGGGGCUCGACUUCGCCGGCAAAUCCACCCUUCUGUACAAACUGAAGAGCGGAUGGGCUGUGGAGACCUGCCCGACGGUGGGCUUCAACGUGGAGUCUCUCCAAACACCCUGUCGCGUAUCCUUCACCCUCUGGGAUGUCGGCGGACAAGGCAGCCUGCGGGCGAGCUGGCCUGACUACCUGGAGGACACCAACACCCUCAUCUUCGUGCUCGACAGCACGGACACGGCUCGGCUGCCCGAAGCGAUGGCAGCGCUCGAGGAAGUCCUGAGCCACCCCAGCAUGGCUGGCAUCCCCAUCCUCCUCCUGGCCAACAAGCAGGAGAUGCCGGGAGCGUUGGCUCCCGCCGAGCUGGGGGAGAAGCUGCGGCGGGGGCGGCUGGCGAGGCACCCUUGGGUGCUCCGGGGAUGCAGUGCCCACACCGGCCAGGGACUGCAGGAAGCCCUGGCCGUCCUGGGAGAGCUGCUGCAUCUGGAGCAGAGCUCCCCGUCCCAAGAGCAGCCCCUCGCAGGGCCAGCGGGGAGGAGGCGAGCUCCGGAGUAAAGCUGAACCUCAGGUGGAUGCUUCCCACUCGUCGCUGCCGGCAGGUUUGUCGUAGAGGAUCCCAGCCUCCGGGUAUCCCCUAAAAUGAGCAGACCUGCGGCCGGCAUGUGUCGUGGAACACCCAGCUGAAACCCACCAGGAAGACCUCCGAGCAAAACUCCCAUCGUGGAGCAUUUUUGGCCCCGUCUCUUGGACUCUCAUCACCAGCUGUGGCUUUUCCCGCUGUCGCCAGGUUCUGCUCAUCCAUUGCGUGCGUGUCCAGUGCUUCAGCAGGGAUGCUUUUUGCCAGCGCAACAUAAAUUAUAACAGAGAUGUGCACAAGGGACAGAAGAGGUUUUCUUCUUUCUGCAGCUCCCAGCCCAGAUGCAGCUAUCCUGAUGGGGUGAUCCCCACCGCGGGGGGGGUGUUUGAAUGCUCCCCGUGCUGCUUCUCUCUCAGUUCAAAUCACACGUUCAUCAGGUGGAAAAGCAGGCAGCCACUAAAAGGAAUGGCUGAACAGAAGCAGCAUAAGCACAGGACUUUGAAUGGGCAACAGCUAAUUGGUUUUAGUGUGGCAGCUACAGGUAUAAUCUUCAAGCCAUGGAAGCAAGUCAGGAUUCAAUGGUGUAAAGUGGUUCGAGGAUGUGUGUAUAUUAAUUUCUGCAUUUCUUGUUUUGGGUCUUUCUUUUCCAUUCGUUAUUUUUAUCAAAUACUGAUUUCAUGAAAAUGGCACCUCAUUUUCCUUGGAUUAUAUUUAAAUACAGAGAAAUAAAAUCUGACUUCUAGAUGCUUGGAAACACAUCUGCAUGGCCAGUCAACCUCUAAAUAUCCUCAUGGUAGCCUGAACAGCCAAGACAAAGCCCUUCUCUCAGACUUUUUGAAACUGGAUGAGACCGCUCUAUAGGCAAUGAUUGGUAACCAUGGGCACCUAUGGGUAUGGGCAGGUUUGUAACCAAAGGGCUCUUCACACUCAGCUGCACCCGGGGCCGUCGAAAUGCCCCUGGCAGCUCACAAUGGGGCCAGGUCCUUUGUUGCAGUGAUGGUCUUUGUCCGAUCCGGCUGAACCUACCAUUGGAAAGAUCUAUAAAAUGUGUACCUGCAGGCUCCCUGUACCCAAAAUUCUGUUAUUUGGGGUUAAAAUUAAGAAAUAUCAUAGGGGUCCUUCCUUUAUUAUGAAAUGAAUGAAAGUGGUGGGGGAAGGCGAGAGAAAGGACACAAAAUUUUCAGGCAGCAGAAGUCAGCUGCUUUCAAGGAAGAACUUAUUCAACCUAGAAACACCAAGGAGAAAUACAUGGCGAAAGCCCCUUGUGUUCAUACCAGAGCAUUUUACAGUUGUUAAGGAAUUAAUCAUCCAGCUGUUACUGGUGCUGUUAUUAGCCUCAUUUCAUAGAAGGCAGCAGCUGGAAAACAAGGCUUAAACAGUCAUGAAGAAACAGAAUAUGACAUUUAUAGGAAGGUCUCAAUAAAAGAAAGCCUUCCCAGUGGAAAAAAUCACAUUUUUUUAGCUGCGUUAAUAUAGAAGAACUAUUAUAUGCUAUAAAAUAGUAGUCCAGCGUUGAUCUGGCCUAAGUGAUCAUGGUUAUGAGUAUACUUAAACAGCACUGAAACGUAUAACAAAUUAUAUGGCAAAGCUGCGUGCAUGGUAA
This is a messenger RNA of Harpia harpyja (harpy eagle), 4449 nucleotides long. It is a transcript of the gene ARL11, whose product is annotated as ADP ribosylation factor like GTPase 11. Gene Ontology annotation, biological process: intracellular protein transport; vesicle-mediated transport. NCBI's taxonomy places the organism in Eukaryota, Metazoa, Chordata, Aves, Accipitriformes, Accipitridae. The record is from RefSeq and is a predicted model, not a curated record. Gene Ontology annotation, cellular component: cytoplasm. Gene Ontology annotation, molecular function: GTPase activity; GTP binding.